CAGCAUCAGCAGUAGCAGCACAGCCGUCGGUGCGAUGUCGGCGGACGACCUGAUCAGCCCGGGAGGGUGUUGACGGAGCGUGGAGGACAACAGAUCCGCGAGAUGAUGUUUGUCCCCCUCUGGAAGGCCGAUGAUAAAUGACUUCAGUGGAACAUGUGGAGGAGUGUCAGGAGGGAAAUUUGGAACCCAAUGAGUUUUUCUUGCCUUUUCUUCAUGGAGAGAGAAUAGCUCGGUUUUUCUGUUUAAAAAAAAAAAAAAAACUGUAAAAAUGCAUCCGUUCCUGACAAUUAAUGUCAAGCGGCAGCCUGAUGCAGACGUGCACCACCUCGCCUGAAGCGCUGUCACUAAUGGCUGGGAAGCCACAUGAGAUUCACCACCCUAAACGCACAUAAACGCUUCGUGAUGCCUUCAAAAGUGUCAUGCCUCUACGUGUUGACGGUUGUUUGCUGGGCGAGUGUCCUGUGGUAUCUAAGCAUAUCCAGACCCACGGCGUCUUACAUCGGGCCGCUGUCUGCGCCUGCACGGAAGACAGUCAAAGCCCACAAAAGCGCCAACACCACUUUCAGCAACAUCCGAACGCGUCCGUUAAAUCCCCACGUGUUUGAUUUCAUCAUCAACGAGCCCAAGAAGUGUGAGACGAACAUGCCGUACCUGGUGAUCCUCAUCAGCACGACGCACAAAGAGUUUGAUGCUCGGCAGGCAAUCCGGGAGACGUGGGGCGACGAGAGCACAUUCAGCGACCUGCGCAUCAUCACCCUCUUCCUCCUCGGACGCAGCACGGACAGUGUCCUCAACCAGAUGGUGGAACAGGAAAGCCAGAUCUUCCACGACAUUGUCAUAGAGGACUUUGUGGACUCCUACCAUAACCUGACCCUAAAGACCCUGAUGGGGAUGCGCUGGGUGGCCACGUUUUGCAACCAGGCAAAGUAUGUGAUGAAGACAGACAGCGAUAUCUUUGUCAACAUGGACAACUUGGUGUACAAGUUGCUAAAACCAGACACCAAGCCCAGGAGGAGGUAUUUUACAGGGUAUGUUAUAAACGGCUCUCCUAUUCGGGACAUGCGGAGUAAGUGGUACAUGCCCAGAGAUUUAUACCCAGAGAGCAAGUACCCACCCUUCUGUUCUGGAACGGGCUAUGUGUUCUCAGCAGAUGUGGCUGAGCUUAUUUAUAAGACUUCCCUCCACACACGUCUUCUCCAUUUGGAGGAUGUUUACGUUGGGGUUUGCCUAAGGAAGCUUGGCAUUCAUCCUUAUCAGAACAGUGGCUUCAAUCACUGGAAAAUGGCUUACAGCCUCUGUAGGUACCGGAGAGUCAUUACCGUGCACCAGAUCUCCCCGGAGGAAAUGCAUAGGAUCUGGAAUGACAUGACUAGCAAGAAACAUCUCAAGUGUUAGUAAUGCCUGAGGACUAUUGUGUA
Molecule: messenger RNA, 1418 nt
Organism: Electrophorus electricus (electric eel)
Lineage: Eukaryota; Metazoa; Chordata; Actinopteri; Gymnotiformes; Gymnotidae
Gene: b3galt1b
Product: UDP-Gal:betaGlcNAc beta 1,3-galactosyltransferase, polypeptide 1b
Biological process (GO): protein O-linked glycosylation
Cellular component (GO): Golgi membrane
Molecular function (GO): N-acetyl-beta-D-glucosaminide beta-(1,3)-galactosyltransferase activity
Source: RefSeq, a predicted model, not a curated record